AUGUUCAAGCGUUCUUUGAUUCAACAAACUCGUCUAUUUUCCAGCACUAGAUCCCAAUUGGGCAGUAAAGUGUUUUUCGACCCUGCCGUCAACGGCCAAAAGGUCGGAAGAAUUGAAUUUGAACUUUAUGAUGACAUUGUUCCAAAGACUGCCACUAACUUUAAGGCACUAUGUACCCAUGAAAAGGGGUUCGGUUACAAGGGUGUUCCAUUCCACAGAAUCAUUCCUCAGUUCAUGCUACAAGGAGGUGACACCGAUUUAGCCGGUGGUUUCGGUGGUAAAUCCAUUUACGGUGCUAAAUUUGCAGAUGAGAACUUUUCCAUCAAACACACUAAACCAGGACUUUUGUCUAUGGCUAAUGCUGGACCCAACACCAAUGGCUCCCAAUUUUUCAUCACUACAGUUCCAUGCCCUUGGUUAGAUGGUCGUCAUGUCGUCUUUGGUGAAGUCACUAAGGGAAUGGAUGUCGUUAAGCAAUUGGAAUCUCUAGGAACGAUGUCAGGUAGACCAAAGGCUCAGAUUGUGAUUGAAGAUGCUGGCGAAUUGAAGGAUAACUGA
Messenger RNA from Zygosaccharomyces rouxii, 558 nucleotides. It is a transcript of the gene CPR3, whose product is annotated as peptidylprolyl isomerase CPR3. Bases 1 to 558 code for a protein of 185 amino acids. Gene Ontology annotation, molecular function: peptidyl-prolyl cis-trans isomerase activity. The record is from RefSeq and is a predicted model, not a curated record. Gene Ontology annotation, biological process: protein peptidyl-prolyl isomerization; protein folding. The transcript has a single exon. Lineage: Eukaryota; Fungi; Ascomycota; Saccharomycetes; Saccharomycetales; Saccharomycetaceae.